AGAAAGAUGGCUGCAUUGUUGUUGGCGACUGUUGGGUGCUUGUUUGGCAAUUAAUGUUUGUUUCUUUGCUUUGUUAUGACUUCGUGUUAUAAUACGAGUUUAUUUUUGUGCCUUUGUUUAAACAGUUUUAUUAAUUGACUUAUGCUUAUAGCCAGCAGUCGUCAUAUUGAGCAUUUAACCUAAUGUUAGAUACAAAACCCACCCGUAGUGUAGAUUAGACGUAAGGUUUAGUUGUAUAAUAGUAGAAAAUAAACAAUCAUCAUGUGGCCAGCGUCGCAGUACUCACAUACAAACAAUCAAAACCAAAAUAGUUCAAAAUCAAAUGAACACCAGAAUCCGCAGAAUUUGAAAACACUGGGGAUGACCUCCGCCAUUUCUAUGGCAGGUCCCAAACCGAUUGAUAUAGAGAAAACAAAUGAAUUGAAAGAUUCUCUCAUACCCUAUGGGGUGUUUGAAUCGGAGGCAGAAAUGCAUCACAGGAUGGAGGUGCUGGGUGCACUACACAGAUUGGUUCGACAGUGGAUUAGAGAUGAGUCGUUGAGGAAAAAUAUGCCUCCAAGUGUAGCUGAAACUGUCGGUGGAAAUAUAUACACUUUUGGAUCGUACAGACUUGGUGUGCACCACAGAGGCGCCGAUAUCGACGCGCUGUGCGUGGCUCCGAGACACAUUGAUAGAUCUGAUUAUUUCCAAUCUUUCUAUGAGCUACUGAAGCAACAACCACAGGUGAAGGAUUUGCGCGCAGUGGAAGACGCUUUCGUGCCGGUCAUCAAGAUGAACUUUGAUGGGAUCGAGAUAGAUUUGCUGUUCGCUAGGUUGGCGCUGAAGGAGAUACCAGACUCAUUCGAUCUCCGGGACGAUAUGCUGCUGAAGAACCUGGACCAGAAAUGUGUGAGAUCGCUCAACGGUUGCCGGGUGACAGACGAGAUACUGCGGCUGGUGCCCAACAUCAAUAACUUUAGGCUCACCUUGAGAGCUAUUAAGCUUUGGGCGAAACGCCACGGCAUAUAUUCCAACACGCUUGGCUACCUCGGCGGGGUGUCGUGGGCCAUGCUGGUGGCCCGCACCUGCCAGCUGUACCCGAACGCCCUGCCGGCCACGCUGGUGCACAAGUUCUUUCUCGUCUUCAGCCAGUGGAAGUGGCCGCAGCCGGUGCUGUUGAAGCAGCCGGACUCGGUGAAUUUGGGCUUCCCGGUGUGGGAUCCGAGGGUUAACAUGUCAGACCGUUUCCACCUGAUGCCGAUCAUCACUCCAGCAUACCCUCAGCAGAAUUCCACCUUCAAUGUCUCCGCUUCGACCAGAACUGUCAUCAUGGAGGAGUUUAGGCUUGGUCUCGCGAUAACCGACGAGAUAAUGCUCGGCAAGUGCGGGUGGGAGCGGCUAUUCGAGGCGCCCAACUUCUUCUCGCGCUACAAGCACUUCAUAGUGCUGCUCGCGUCGUCCGCCGCCGCCGACGACCAGCUGCAGUGGUGCGGCCUCAUCGAAAACGCAUUGUAACGAAUUCCAGCGACCCUAGAGAGGAACCAGCACAUCACGAUAGCGCACGUGAACCCCGAGUGCUACAACUCGGUGCCGCUCAGCGCCAACAACGGCCAGCCGCUCGCGCUGCCGCCGGGGACACCAGUGGCCCCAGUCAGUCCGGAUGCAGAAGUUAAAAAGAAUGAAAAUGGUGAAGUGAUAGCCAACGUGUGCUCCAUGUGGUUCAUCGGGCUGGUGUUUGACAAGACCAACGUGAACGUUGACCUCACAUACGAUAUACUCUCGUUCACCAAAGUGGUGCACUAUCAGGCUGAAAUCACUAAUAUGCUGAGGGAGGGCAUGACUAUUGAGGCACGCCACGUGCGCCGCAAGCAGCUGCACCAGUACCUGUCGCCGUCGCUGCUGAAGCGCGAGCGCACCACGUCGGGCGCCAAGCGCAAGCAGGACAGCGCCGCGCAGCCCGCGCAGCCCGCGCCCCUCAAGAAGACGAAGCGCUUGUCCGAGAGCAGUACCGACGAGGUCAGCCUCCUCUCCUACAAUGAAGACUCAAACUCAUCCAACGUGUACGAAGUGAACAUACAGAACGGCAACGCCGUCAAUCACUCGCAAGAGGAGAGGAAACCAACGGAGAAGCCCCUAGCACCACCCGAACACACUCCGUCAACGUCCAACACUAUAGCGUGCACAUAGCAUUACGAAGAAUGGCGCGAGCGGUUCAUAUACGGGCCACAUCGCGCUAGAUACCGCAUCAAACGUGUUUAAGUGAUGUUUAAGUGAUGUUAGUGACGGCGUAUGUGUUAAAAUAUAUAAAAAAAAAACAAACAAACAACCCCCACUAGGAAUCUCGUAGUGUGAAUACAACUUAGUGCAGUGAUGUGACACUAUGAAGUGUGGGAUGUGAUUUUUUGCUACUCGGUAAGUGUAGAUGUUUUGCCGGGAGGGUAGAGUAGUUUUUCUUUUCGUAUUUAUUCCUACCGAUUGCAUGAUGAGCGAUGGUUUGGUCAUGAUGGGACGCAACGCGUUUUUAAUGUGAAUGUGGCUUGUGCGUUAGUGCUAGUAACACAAGUUGACCGUAAAUGAUUUCAACAAUUUAGUUGUUACAUAUUUCAUAUCUUUUGCCGUGAAAGGUAAGUAUUUAGUAUUCAACGACAUUUGUAAUUUAAUUGGAAUGUUUAGAUGCAGUUUUUAUAUAAACAAAAAUAUAUUGUAUCAAUAAUUAUUUGAGACAUUAUUCACAUUAAAAACUAGUGGAAAACAAUGAAAUAUAGCGGUGAUGUUUUGGUUGUUUCCCUUGCAGGUGACAUGGACAUGACUGCUCAUCGGUUACACGUAAGUUUUAUGUAGAUUAUAGAUUACUUGUUGCGGUGUUUUGCUAUUGUGAACUUAUAGCAGGGUUCUUUUAUAUCCUAUUAAUAUUAUUAACGCAAAAGUUUGUUCGGAUAUAUGGAUGUAGGUAUGUUUGUUUCUGUUUUACACGAAAACCACUGCAAGGAUUUUGAUGAUACUUGACAGUGAUGUAGCUUAUAAAUCCGAGUAACACAUAGCCUACAGAAAAUUUUGAUUAUUAUUUCCUUGUAAAUUAAAUUUAAGUUUAAUAUGGAGCAAUUUAAGAAAUCACUCAAGAUAUCAAUGCAAGAUUUCUCAUUUUUUAUAGAAGGACAACCAAUAUUUUAUUAGGGCUUAACUUUGUCAUGUCAUUUUGAAUCUUUGAACAAUUGAUAUUAGAAACAAUUUUGAAAAAUUUUAAACAUACAUGCUAAAUUGUGCCUUAGAUGUGAAGUUGGAUUUUUGUAAGAAUUAAUUAAAUGAUAAUUAACAACUCAUAUAGAUAUGAUGGUCACUCUUUGCUUCUUUGAAAAUAAGUUUUAGUUAACACCAUAAUGGUGCUGUAAAUCAAUUCAUUAAUGUCAAUUGGAUAACAAGAAAUUCGGGACAUAUUUGUGUAAAGGAAUGUUUAUAAGCAAUAAUAUAAUUAGACAUUUAACUUCUGUGUGGAGAUAUUUUUCCACUAAUAAAGCUAAAUCUUUUACCUGGCUGAAAUUUAAAUAUUCAGGUUUAUAUGUGAAGAAAUAUUAUUUCGGGUAUGUGAUUACCUAUGCUAUAUGCUCACAAUAGCACUACACUCAGAUUGAACAAGACAAGAGAUUGACAUUAUGGGUUUUGUCUUGUUGCAAUAUUAUUGUCACAUUGACCGGUAUCUCGAGGCGUUUGGGAGGAAACUAUUUUUUAAAUAACCACAAAAUGUUUACGUCAAGGCGACACGUUUUUAUGUCUGUACGACAUUUUAUUAGAGACCCGAGAUUUUCGAUUUAUAGUAAACGAAUUUAUUUCAAAUUUAAUUCAAUGUACAUAUGUUACGGAAAAUAUAUUAUUAGAUUGUUUUAUCAUUUCUUACAAACGCCAGUAAUAGUACAAAGUAGGAGAAAUUUUCUGUUGCGAAUAAUUGAUUGUUGGACUAAUUAUUGUCUAUGAUUAUGUACGAUCCACUCAAUAUUUCACGUGUAUAUACUCAUAUUUUCAUUAUAUAUUUUCUUCUACUUGUAUAAUUUUUUUGCAAUAUUCCAAUAACUUACCUAUCAUUCAUGAUACUGUAUUUGCAUCAUUUAAGUUACAGUUGUGAUCAAUUGGAUAGAAUGGAUAGGUAAUUUUUAUUUAAAGACCUCUAUAUUAUAUAGAUAGGAAAUAAAAUAAAACGUAUGCAGUUUACAGGGGAUAUUAAUUAAUUUGAUUUAACACAUUUUAGUGUCAUGUGGCCUUAUAUUGAAGUUGGUAGAAUUUUUGGAACAUUACUAUAAUGAUAGAUAAUUUUAAGAAGAGAUUAGUAGAAGUGUAUCGGAGUAGAAUUCGUGUAUUAUGUAAUUCUGCUCACACAUAUUUUUCAAUAGUUACAUUUUCCCGUUUAUCACGAGGAAUUUACGAAUAUUAUCGAAAAAGCUUGGCAAGAUACUUAAUAAGUUAGUCUAAAGGAGUACUUGAACGAAUUGUAACAUAACUUGAUGCAAAUACACUUUCUCAUUU
Zerene cesonia (dogface butterfly) is the source of this 4494-nucleotide messenger RNA. It is a transcript of the gene hrg, whose product is annotated as poly(A) polymerase type 3. The record is from RefSeq and is a predicted model, not a curated record. Gene Ontology annotation, cellular component: nucleus. Lineage: Eukaryota; Metazoa; Arthropoda; Insecta; Lepidoptera; Pieridae. The transcript is spliced from 14 exons. Gene Ontology annotation, molecular function: RNA binding; poly(A) RNA polymerase activity.